Molecule: messenger RNA, 5625 nt
Organism: Lineus longissimus
Lineage: Eukaryota; Metazoa; Nemertea; Pilidiophora; Heteronemertea; Lineidae
Product: talin rod domain-containing protein 1-like
Exons: 3
Coding region: 583-1683 (366 amino acids)
Molecular function (GO): actin binding
Source: RefSeq, a predicted model, not a curated record
UCUUCUAUUUCGACCACACCUAUUUGUAUUGUUUUUCCGUGCAAACUACUCAUAAACUAUUCAUGGCAUUUUGGAAAACACCCAAAGAAAACAAUGAACAUACUCUGCAGACGCUGUCCUAGGAGUCACGUAAAAAUCGGUGCCCGUAUUUCAUUGAUUUCGUCGAAAGAUUACCGCGUUUUGGUGUCGGGAACAGACGUCACAUUAGUAAGGGACAAUAGAUGGACUGCCACUCGAUAUCAUUGCCUAGGAUUUUAAAUUUCUGCCAUAAAAAGCCACAUCCUGCCAAACACUCAGGAUUUAAAAAACCCAGAUCUGCCAAAAACGUUAAAGAGGAUUUAUAACGCAGGGAUCAACUUGCCAAAUACAUUGCCUGAAAAAAUCCGCUUCGUGGAAUAAAAACCUGAUUUGCAAGUUUUUUAAAAUUCGUCUAAAGUGAACGUUGGCUAGGAUUUUAAAACUCGUCACAUUGUUUGCCAAACAAAGGACGCUGAUGGAAUAAAUCACACAUUUGUGCCAAUUUUCAGUAAUAGCCAAAACUGGAUUAUUUUCGCCAUUUUCCCGGACUCGCCCUUCGUUGUUAUGGUGUGCAAUAAAGACGUCACGACGGAAUCCACCGGCCCAAUGUUCACUGCCGCCUCGCCGGGAAUAUCCCAGCAUGCAACACCUGCCGUCGCUUCGUACGCCCGCGACGUCGCGUCGACGUGCGACUGGAGCCACUUGCGCCUCCAAACGCUGGCCGAUCUACUCUUACUAAAAAUAGACUUGCGCCCGGUGACGUCGGACGCGCUGGCCUUAUUCCAUAACUCGUUCUCGCAAUGUCGCGAUAUCGUGAUAACGAAAACAAAAGAGUUGUCCGUUUUGAUAAGCGCCAUCAGUACACAGUUACACAGCAUCACGGCAAAAUGGACUGAUAUCAUAGACCACAUGGGUUCGAUGACGGACUUGGUUGUGUCGCUAAUCGAAUGCUGCAGCCACGCGGCGUACCUCGUUACGACUUGUAAACCGGACUGCCAGCCGCCGACAAACGGUAUAAUCGACAAAUAUAAACUCUGCCGCGCUAGCGCCGACAUCGAACUGGCCUGCGCCCGCUUAAAGCAAUCGUCGGUCGAGGAACUCACGCCGCACGUUUUAGUGACAAUCUGUUCGGAAAUUGGCCGGAAUUUAUCGGUGUUGACGGAAUGUUGUCGGUUGGGUUCGGAUAUGUGCCAGGAUUCGGCGGACUCGGAACAGUUUAAAUUGUGCGUGAAAAGUAUGACGUCGAAUGCCAGUUGUUUGUUGACGAGUAUUCGGAGCUUUAAGCAAAAGUCGUCGGAGUUAUCUCACAGACGUUGUUGCGGUUUCGGCGAUGCCUUGGUCGCGUCCACGUCGGCGCUGGUCAACUUUGCGACGGAGCCCGAGUUUGUCGGAGAGCCGGCUGCGGUCUCGCCAGGAGCUAAAGCGAUACAGAGUUCUAUUCUUGGUGCCUGCAUGAGUAUCGUCUCUUCGUGUGUUCAGCUCUGCAAGACCGUGCGGUCCCUCGCCUAUGACAACAAGAAUCCUCGCCACCGCGGGCGCGCGAACCUCUGUCUCGAGUCGUUGACUAAGUCGACGAAUAACCUGGCAGAAACUCUGACGCAACAUCAACUCGAUGAACUGAAACUAAACAACACACAGGACUCUAGUUCGGAAACGUCGUCUUAACAUUGACUCUAGUUACCGUGGUAACGGUUGCUAUUGCAUAAAGUUACCAUGACGACCUGUUUGAAUAUGAAUCCAGAAUUAUGUUGUAAUAUUGACAUAAGAGUUCUUGUUGUGAUGAUGUGCUUCCUUGGUGGACAUUUCAUUUAGAACACGGAAAUAUCUGAUGACUGUUUCCAUGGGAACGGCUACUGCUUCCAUGACAACUGCACUGAUUGCUUUAGAACUAGGUACAGUUGCCAUGGAAACUCCGUAGCUUUUGUUUCCAUGGCGACCCUAUUGAUUACCCACAUUGAUCAUGAGGGAAAUUCAUUGCCAUGGCAACUGUUGUUGUUGUUUUGUAUCUUUGAGAAAGAUGUGCAAGCUAUUUUGGUUCAAUUCUUAUACAGAAUUUCGUUACCAUAGCAACUAUGACAACUAUGGGAAAGUGGUUGUUUUUAUCCUUGUUGCCAUGGCGAUAACAAACAUGACACAUUGCACUUGUUACAAUCAUGUACAAACAUACUUACUCAACAUUACUUAUCCGAAUGGUGCAAACGGUUGCCGUAGCAACUGAAAUUGUGUGUUUCCAUGGUAACCUGGUGUACUCUGACUCUUAUGGUUGCCAAUGUGUGUAUUAAAGGUAUGGUUCUAUUUUGGUUUUACUCAUCCGAACUGAAAGCAGUACGGGGAAUGAAAAGAUUACAUUGAUGUCACAAGGCAGUCCCAGUACAGUGGAACCUCCCUUAGCGGAGACCUCUCUAUUAAGGACAACCUCUCUAUUAAGGACACUAGUUUUGGUCCCAAAUUGGUUGUUUCCAUUCAAUUUGACCUCUCUAAUCAGGACACCUCUCUAUUAAGGACAGCACUUGUCAGUCCCAUGGGUGUCCUUAAUAGAGAGGUUCUACUGUAUUUCAGUGAUAAUGAUAAUGGGAUAUCUUACCAAGUAAUCUGUCCGGGUCGUCAAAGUUUGACCAGCGAGUUAAGUGGUAAGAUUUAGCAAUGCACAAUGUGCAUUUCUUUUGGAGUUCUAUUGCCAUGGAAAGUUGACAUCCUGUCUGAGAUAUUACAGAAGAACCUCCCUUAGCGGACACCUCUCUAUUAAGGACAACCUCUCUAUUAAGGACACUAGAUUUUGUCCCAAAUAGAAUGUGUCAAUUCAAUUUGACCUCUCUAAUCAGGACACCUCUCUAUUAAGGACACUAGUUUUGGUUUCAAAUUGGUUGUUUCCAUUCAAUUUGACUUCUGUAAUCAAGACACCUCUCUAUUAAGGACAGCACUUGUCUGUCCCGAGGGUGUCCCUAAUAGAGAGGUUCCACUGUAGUUUCAAAUUGUGUGAAAAAGUUUGUUAGACGUGCGUAUCAUAAAUGACUUCCAUGAAGAAGACUGCUGGUUAGAUGUUGUCGAUUACAUUUCUUGUUGUACUUUGCCAAAAAUCUUUACUCAAUCCAUCCAUGUUUUUGGUUGGUGAAAUCUUCCACCUGUAUCAUGUCAGAAUUCCCAGUAUCGAUUUAUGAUAUCACCACAGGUCGUCAUGACAUUAUUUCUAAUGAAAUUUCGGGAAUGAUAGCGCAUUGUCACGCUAAAAUGGCUAUAAUAGGAUCGCUAAGGUUAGAUGUGCACAGUAACAUGGCCUGUUCAGCAAUCUAAAAGGCCUACGCCGUUCAUUAAAAAUUUGAAAGUUGUAAUUGAAGUUGAACAUUUCUAAUUGCGUGAAUACGUACAAAAUAUGAAUUUCAACAUUGCCGUUGUGUAGACUGAUAUACAAAUAAUAUGAAUACCAAGUUUCAACAAAUUUGAAUGCACAAUAACUCCACUACGGCAUUGUGUAUUAGUGCAUUUCUAUUUAACUGGACCACAAGUAAUUACGAACGGCAUACUCCCUUUAAGGAUCUGGAGAUGUUUUUGGAGUGGGUUAAAUGAUAAAAUUGGUCGAUAGUUAGCAUGAAUGCGUUAAAGAUAUAGAUGAUAAAAUUGAAUGAUAAUUGGCAGGAAUGCUUUAAGAUUUAAAUUGUUAAAUAAUAGAUUGUGUAAGUUUGGUGUGUUGGGUAUGGUCAUGUGCUUUGUAGAGAGCGGUACUUUUCUCAACUGCUGACACUCUGUUAGGCCCUCUCUUCAUCAUCAUAUUAUCGUCAUAUCAUUACCCGCGUCGUAACCCUAUUGGAUUUUUGCCGGAGGCAUGGAGUCCACUAUAGGCUACUGUCAACCUAUGUGGGAUCUUUUACUUGCCCUGGCAUAGACACUCAGGUACAAGGGACCACGGCUAUCAGUCUCAUCCGACAGACCCUCACGUAUUUCAUACGUUGUACGUAUUGUAAGGAGCCAGAAAUGUUAUUUCCUUGAAAGCCACGCCGGUUCAUCCAGAAAUACAAUCCUGGGUUCUCCCCGGGAUCGAACCUGGGCCCUAUUGCGUGGUAGCCAGCAGUGUUAACCACUAGGCCAUGAGGCUCCUCGACUCAGAGCCUCAAACUUGUUGUGAAGGGCCAGGAAUUCUAUUUCCUUGAAAGCCACGCCGGUUCAUCCAGAAAUACAAUCCUGAGUUCUCUCCGGGGAUCGAACCCGGGCCCUAUUGCGGGGUAGCGAGCAGUGUUAACCACUUUGCUAUGAGGCUCCUCGAAGUGAACAAGUUGAAUGGCAUCAAAUAAUCAUUUGCAUGUUCAACUCGAGAUAAGUUGAGUGUUGGCCUACUACUACUCAGAGUACCCCUAUACUCAGAGUACCCCUAUACUCAGAGUACCCCUAUACUCAGAGUACCCCUAUACUCAUGACCUUUGACAAGUUGGUGUCGUAGACCCAAGUUGAACACAUUGAAUGGCAUCAAACGACCAUGUGUUUGUUUUAGCGCCUGAGUUGAAUAUUCAAAACUGAUCUUAGAUCGAUGACACUACAGUAUCCCAGAAUUGUUCAAGCUAGACAAUUAUAGCCUUUUAGUGCCGUGUUGGUGCAAUGCUUGUAAUGCAGUCUAGUGCAUUGUAUCUGUAGUGAAUAUUUGUCCCAGUGUGUGAGUGUUUCCGUCUAUGACCACCAGGUGCGUUUUCAUGUUAAUUGGUUACCAUGGUUACAGAAUGUAAAUUAGUUACUCGUGUUAUUAGAGUAUUGUUGCUAUGAUUCGUUAUCCAAGAGGUGAAGAAAUUCUCGCUUCUUUUCAAUCCGAAGCAUUGGAUUUUGCAAAUUAGUUUAGAUUUUAAUCCAUAGAUGGUGCCAGUGUGUUGUUGCCAUGGUUACCAAUGAGUAUGAUACACGCCUGGUUUUAAAGAUUAUUGCAUUUAUUCAAGUUGUACAUGUUGUCUUAUACCGACUAGUUAUUGGUUUUGCCACCAGGGGGCGAGGGAACGGUUUUGUGGUGUUGUGGCCAAGACCACUAAUGAAUAUUCAUAGGUUGGAGGGUCGAGGCCUAUCAAUUAGACGAGUGCAUGUUUUUUACUCUCAAGUACAUAUUUGGAGAGGUAUUGAAAAAAUAUUUGCUGUGGCAAGUCUACAGAUAUAAAGAAAUUAUUUGAUGAAAAAAUUAAUUUCGAAUUUUGCUAAUUGGGUAAUAGGAGGCGUGUUUUGAGAUUUUUCUGCCAGGUGGCUGAAAAGAGUGGAAAUAUCAAUGUCUGUCUAAUUUGUCGAUAAUCAAAAAAUAUCCAUGGCCAACUACCAGUUUACUUUUCACCAUUUACUUGCCCGACUCUCCGGAAUAUCAUAUCAAAAUUUCAGAUUCACAACCCCACGCAGUACUUGAUGCGUCGCGGUCAAACAUUGUCAAUUGAACUGCUAAAAGGCUUAAAACAUCAAUUGUGGUCUUGUCUCUCACAGAGUUCACUUGGCAUUUCCAGAAGGCAGCUCAAGACAUGUCAUGCCCCCUGGUGGCAGAGCUAGUAACUAUAUAUGUGUUGUAAUGUGAGUCUAGGUGGUGUUGUGUAGCCACUUGUGAAGCAUUUGUGAGAAAAUCAUUUGUAGAAAAAUAAACAAUACUUCGAAAGA